ACAAAGAUAUGGGCCAUGUGACAUGUCUUCCAUAGUAGAUAAGAGUGAGAAGAUUGCCGCCUUUCAUCUGCUGUAUACUAAGAUAUGUGCUGUAAGGCCAAUUAUUGGCUAUUGUUUCACUCAUUAUUAUAUUAGUAGAAAGUGAAUGCUCCGAUGACGGCAGUUUCCGGCAACGGCCACAGAUCUCAUGUAUUGGCGGUUCCACUCCCUGCCCAAGGCCACGUGAAGCCGCUGAUGAGCCUCUGCCGCCAAAUAGCCAAACACGGCAUUAAGGUCACCUUUGUUAACGCCCAAUCUAUACAUCACAAAAUACUUUCUGCAGCUGCUGCUGAAGAAGAAGAUGAUGAUUGCGGCGGCAACGUAGUGAUGGCGACAGUCCCCGACGGGUUAUCGCCCGAGCACGAUCCGAACAACCCCUUUAUGCUGUUUGAAACUCUUCAAAAGACGAUGCCGCAAACAUUGCCAGAAUUGAUUGAGAGGAUUAACAGUGACAAUCCUAACGAGAAAGUUACGUGUCUCAUUGCCGACCUCUCGUUUUCAUGGAUUUUCGACAUUGCAGAUAAGAUGGGACUCGAGCCUGUCGGCUUCUCUCCGCCAUCCGUGGCCUGCUUGGCCAUGGCGUUUCACGCUCUCAAAAUGUUGGAACGUGGAGAUCUCGAUACCAAUGGAUCGCUCAAGAAUGGAGAUGUAAUUAGCUUGUCAGACGAUACACCCGCUUGGAGGAACGAAGAGCUUCCAUGGCGCUUUCCCGACAACCCAAAAAUGGAAAAAGUGGUGAUUGAAGCGAUACAAGUUUAUAGAAAAGCUAGUAAAGCUAAGUGGUGGCUAUGCAACAGUUGUUAUGAACUUGAACCCGCAGCUAAUGAGUUGCUCCCCAACGCCUUGCCUAUCGGGCCCUUAAAUUUACUCGACUCCAUUACCGACGGAUCCGAUUCCAGAUCCACCAAUUUUUAUCCUGAACAUUCAUCCUGUUUAAGCUGGUUGGAUAGCAAACCGGAUGGAUCGGUGGUAUAUGUUUCUUUUGGAAGUUCAGCAGUUUUCUCCCAGAAACAGUUGGAUGAGUUGGCUCUCGGGCUCGAGCUAUCGGGCCGGGCUUUUCUGUGGGUCGUCCGACCAGACCUUGUAAACGGGUCGUGCAUUGCAUACCCUGAUGGGUUCUUGGACAGAGUAAGCGGGCUCGGGAAGAUUGUGGAGUGGGCGCCUCAGAAUAGAGUCCUUGCACAUCCUUCGAUUGGAUGUUUUAUGUCGCAUUGUGGAUGGAAUUCGACUAUGGAAGGCGCGAGCAGAGGGGUCCCUUUCCUAUGUUGGCCCUAUAUGUCAGACCAAUUACAUAAUGAGAGGUACAUUUGUGAUAAGUGGGAGAUUGGAUUGAAAAUUACUUUUGAUGAAGGGGGGAUUAAAUCGAGGUAUGAAAUCAAGAAGAAAAUUGAAACAUUGUUUUCUGAUAAUAAGUUUAAGGAAAAUGCAUUGAAACUGAAGGAAAUGUGUGGCAAGAGUGUUAGCAUUGGAGGGUCGUCUUGUAAGAAUAUGAAGAAAUUUAUUGAUCAUCUUAGGGGAUGAAGGACGAUUGUCAGUAUUGACUCUAAAAUUUAUAUUUCUUGUCCAUGUAA
This is a messenger RNA of Salvia miltiorrhiza (redroot sage), 1610 nucleotides long. RefSeq names its product UDP-glycosyltransferase 83A1-like. The transcript is spliced from 2 exons. The record is from RefSeq and is a predicted model, not a curated record. NCBI's taxonomy places the organism in Eukaryota, Viridiplantae, Streptophyta, Magnoliopsida, Lamiales, Lamiaceae. The coding region runs from base 154 to 1560 and encodes 468 amino acids. Gene Ontology annotation, molecular function: UDP-glycosyltransferase activity.